AUGGACAAAGUAUCCGUCUCCCACCAAGAAGAAAACUCUCAUCCCAAUCUCACACUCAGCACCACACAAAGCCACGAUGCAAAAGCAGUCGGCCACCAAGACUACCAUGGCAUCGACACACGCGUCCGCUCCAUGGGCGCAGACGAAGUCUACGAGAAGAAGAUUUCUAUAAUGAACGAGGCCCUCAUCGAUCUCGGCAUGGGCAGCUUCCAAUGGAAAGUAUUUGCCAUGACUGGAUUCGGGUGGUUCGUAGACAAUCUAUGGAUGCAAGCCAUCACCAUCAUCACCCCCCCUGUGCGCACAGAAUUUGCCGUCAAGAGAAUCGCCUUUCUUAGUGUCGCCAAAUACGCCGGCCUCGUUGUCGGAUCUAGUGUCUGGCCCAUGACGGCUGAUUUCAUCGGUCGCCGUCUCGCUUUCAACAUUACGCUACUCAUCUCCGCCGUGGCAGGACUUGUUGGUGCAGGAAGUCCCAACUUUGUAGCUAUUGCCACGUUCUGCGCCUUUAUCGGACUUGGAACCGGUGGGAAUCAGCCCGUGGAUAGUGCCAUCUUUUUGGAGUUUGUACCCGCUACGCAUCAGUAUCUCCUGACGAUGCAGUCGUCUUUUUGGUCUGUUGGACAGGCGGUUGCCGCGCUUAUCGGAUGGCCUCUCAUUGCAAACUACUCUUGCUCAUCGACAACUCUCCCCGGACAAUGCAACUACCACGACAACCUAGGCUGGCGCUACGCAUACUGGACAUUCGGCGGCCUCACCCUCAUCAUGUUUCUCCUCCGUCUGCUCUUCCGAGUUCCCGAAACGCCCAAAUUCCUCCUCGGCAAAGGUCUCGACCAGCAGGCCGUCAACGUAGUCGCCGACAUAGCCAAGCGCAACAAGACAGAAACAUGGCUCACAAUAACGCACUUUGAAGCCAUUGACGCACAGCUCGCCGCCCAAAGAGCCACUGAUGACCCCGAACCGCCCUCCACCACCACGCAAUCCAUCGUCAGACGAACCAUUGAUAAAUUUGCCCCUCGCAAGAUCCAAGCCCUCUUUUCAACGCCCCGUCUCGCUCUCUCCAUGUCUCUCCUCCUAUUCCUCUGGUGCUCCAUCGGCAUGGCCUACCCGCUCUACAACUCCUUCAUCCCAAUCUACCUCGCCAACAAGGGCGUCUCAACAGGCACGUCCUCCAUCAACGAAACAUACCGCAACUACGCCAUCCAAGCUGUUUGUGGAAUCCCCGCCUCCAUCCUCGGCGGCUUCACCGUCGACAUGAAGCGCGUUGGCCGCAAAGGCACAGGAACACUCGCCUGUUUGGGCACAGGCGUCUUUCUCUUCCUCUUCACGAGGGCGGACUCGAAAAGCGCCGUCCUGGGAUUCAGCUGCGCCAUUGCGUUUUUUCAGAACCUCGUGUAUGGUUUGCUGUAUAGUUAUACGCCUGAGCUGUUUCCUGCGCCCAUUCGCGGCACCGCAAACGGGUUGGUGGCUGUGUUUAAUAGAUUGAGCGGGUUGAUGGCGCCUAUUAUUGCGGCGUAUGUUGGUAUUGAUACCGACUUGCCGGUUUGGAUAUCCGCCGCCUUGUUUAUGGUUGCUGGUUUAGUGUUUUUGGUAUUGCCAUAUGAGAUGAGAGGUGUGGCAGCUUCUUGA
Pochonia chlamydosporia 170 is the source of this 1623-nucleotide messenger RNA. RefSeq names its product membrane transporter. The coding region runs from base 1 to 1623 and encodes 540 amino acids. The transcript is spliced from 3 exons. The record is from RefSeq and is a predicted model, not a curated record. Gene Ontology annotation, molecular function: transmembrane transporter activity. Gene Ontology annotation, biological process: transmembrane transport. NCBI's taxonomy places the organism in Eukaryota, Fungi, Ascomycota, Sordariomycetes, Hypocreales, Clavicipitaceae.